Molecule: messenger RNA, 1577 nt
Organism: Ailuropoda melanoleuca (giant panda)
Lineage: Eukaryota; Metazoa; Chordata; Mammalia; Carnivora; Ursidae
Gene: TFB2M
Product: transcription factor B2, mitochondrial
Exons: 8
Coding region: 139-1338 (399 amino acids)
Biological process (GO): transcription initiation at mitochondrial promoter; rRNA methylation
Cellular component (GO): mitochondrial matrix
Molecular function (GO): rRNA (adenine-N6,N6-)-dimethyltransferase activity; mitochondrial transcription factor activity
Source: RefSeq, a predicted model, not a curated record
GCAUGCGCAGUUUGGGGUGUCUAGUAGUGCUGGCCUAGUCCGGUGGCAGGAAGGUGUUACACGUUGAGUUCUCUGUACGGAGCUCGCUGGCGAUGUGACAGUCUCCGGUGACACUGGGACAGACCUUAGAGGGUGAAGAUGUCGGUCCCGGUGGCGGGGCUGCCUCCGCGGCUGGCGCUCUCAGCCUUGGCCGGCGCUGGUCGCUUUUGCGUGUUGGGGUCGGGAGCGGUGAGGUGGAGGGGCGUCCGCGCGGCACACCGCCGGUUCUUGUCUGACCUCCAGCCGCAGCUGAUGCCCUGUCAGGGCUUCCGAGACUCGCCCUCGUGGUCGCCCAAGUACCGCUCAGAGUCCAAGAGUUACAUAACCAGUCCGAAACUGGCCACGACCUUGGUGCGGAUCCUGAAGGAAGAAAACGCUGACCGGCUCAUCCUGGAGUGCAAUCCAGGUCCUGGAAUCCUGACUCAAGCGUUACUUGAAAGCAAGGCCAAAGUGAUUGCCCUUGAAAGUAACAGAACUUUUCUUCCACAUCUGGAGUCCCUGCGAGAAAAGGUGAAUGGAAAACUAGAAGUGGUCUACUGUGACUUCUUUAAAAUGGAUCCUAGAAAUUCUGGAAUAGCAAAACCUCCCAUUAUGAUUUCAGAAACGCUUUUUCAUCAUUUUGGAAUAAAAGCAGUUCCUUGGUCAGAAGAUACCCCUUUAAGAGUAAUUGGAAUCUUCCCAGCAAAAAAUGAAAAAAAGAUACUUUGGAAACUUUUAUAUGACAUCUAUUCUUCUACUUCUGUGUACAGUUAUGGACGAGUAGAACUGAAUAUGUUUGUUACUGAAAGGGAAUAUGAGAAACUGGUGGCAAGUCCCCAAAAUCCGCACUUGUAUCAAGCAUUAAGUGUGCUCUGGCAAGUAGCUUGUAAGAUUAAGCUUCUGCAUGUGGAGCCUUGGUCCUCAUUUGGUGUAUACAGCCAAAGUGGGCAACAGAAAAAGCAGAAGAAUAAGAAACCACUAGAACCAAAAAAUAAACAAGUAGGACAAAACAUGUGUUUAAUUCAACUGACUCCUCUUCGGAAUUUAUUUACAGAAAAUUUAACAUCUGUUAACUAUGAUGUAUUUUUUCACAUGUUAAAGCAGUGUUUUAUGAAGCGCAAUUUCAAGCUAAUGGACCAUUUACAGUUAUUGAGUCCAGUUAACGCAACGGCUAUAUUGAAGCAAAUAGGGAAACAUGGAGACAUGAAAAUAACAGAGCUGUACCCUCAAGACUUUAAACUGCUUUUUGAAACUAUAGAGUGUUCCAAAGAAUCUUGUAGGUGGCUAUUUGACGAUUGCAUUGAAGAGAUGAUCAUGUAGGGAACUUGACUGCCCACACGUGAGCUGGAGCCUUGACUUAUUUGGAAAUUAUGGCACAAACAGAAGAGAACUAAGUUUGAAAAGCUUCCAGGCUUUCAACAGAAAAGAACUGUUCUUGUUUUGCAGCUUGGGCAGGUAAUUUCUUCUGAAGGUGAUACCUUUAGUAAAUUGGAUAAAACCAUGGCUGCUAUUUUAUUCACAAAAAAUAAAAUGAAAACUUCUGUUAAUUGUGGAUUUGA